Caenorhabditis angaria is the source of this 768-nucleotide messenger RNA. Lineage: Eukaryota; Metazoa; Nematoda; Chromadorea; Rhabditida; Rhabditidae. The record is from the annotation of a GenBank genome assembly.
AUGUCUCGAAUUCAAAAUGCAUUUUUAUCCAAAAACAAAGUUCAAUUGCUGGCAAUAUUUGGUGUUUUAAUUUUCACAAUAUGGUUUUACGGUGAAUUUGCUGUAAAUUGUGCAAUCAUAUUUGGUGGUCCACCCUUUCGUUGCGAGUUUCAUAUGGUUAGGUUUGUUUCAAAUUGUUCAUGAUUUUCGAAAACAUUUUUUAGAUGUUUACUUCGAAUGAAACAUGUGAAAAAGCAUUUGCUUGGAACAUUCAAUUAGUGGGCAGGAAUCGUAUUUUCGAAAUUUUUAGCACUGCAAUCAUCCCUCUUCUAUUUUUCUAUUUAUUAGGAUUCCGUUAUAUAUUGAAAAAACUUGGAAAGAGUGUCGCAUUUGAGAAAUCCAAAGAAAUCUUCAAUGUUUUUCAAUAUUUUUCGAUUUUUGCCUAUGGCUUUGUGAGUUUUACUUACUAUUUUUAUAUUAAACACUCUCACCGACCCUAUACAGAUCCGUCUUUUCUGCCUUUUUGUUCAUUGUUUCUAUGGUCUCAAUAUUUUUGUUCCCUUUGAUUUUUUGUCGCAUCUUCUUAUUUGUAAGCCUGUAUCGAUUUUCGUGUAUGCAAUACCAUCAAUGUUUCUAUUUUCUCACAGAAAUAAGGCAUUGCUGAAUAUGAAAACCAAUAAAGUUGGUGUUGUUCAAGAACCGGAAUUAGAGGCGAAAAAUGAAGAAGAACGGAUCGAGAUGGAUGAACGUAAUACAAAUAAUGAUAAUCAUGAACACGUUGCGGAAUGA